AAAAGUCUAAGGCUUUGAAAAGAAAAAUACCUUUUUUAUUCAUCAAAAACGUGUGUGGUACUCCAUAAUCUGAACAAAUUAUAUAUUCACGCGUUAAUAAUUGUUGUAAUGUUUGCUGACAAAUUGUCCAAUUUGACAAAGUCAGUCUGACCAAAUCUUUCCUGAUGUUUCCUUCCUCUCUUCUCCAAAUCAUAGCUCAAAAUAAUGAACAAUAGAACACACCUUUCAUGAAAAAUGGAUUUGUUACAGAGGGCAAAGGUGUUUCGGCUAAAAUGCAGCCACCACAGCAAGUACUUGGUAGCCGAUGAAGACGAGGAACAAGUCAGACAAAGCCGUGAUAAGUCCUCGAGCAAAGCCCGUUGGGUUUAUGAGCUUGUUGAAGGGAAGAAAAAUGUGAUCCGCAUCAGAAGCGGCUGGAGCUACAGGUACUUAACCGCGUCUGACGACCCGUUUCUGCUAGGAAUGACAGGAAAAAAGGUUUUACAGACAAUCAGCCACGGUCCCAUUAUAGAGUGGGAGCCAAUCAAAGAAGGGCCUUAUAUCAAACUGAAAAGCCAUAAAGGGAGUUAUCUAAGGGCUAACCCAAGGGUACCUCCCUGGAGGAAUUCUGUAACCCAUGAUGAACCCGGAAAUUGGGCUGUCACUGAUAACAUGAUCCUGUGGAUUGUCGAUAUUGUUGAGAUCGAUUAUCAGUUUUCGGGAGUGGCUGAUGAUGGUUCUACUGAAUUAAUGGAGGACAAUAGGGAAAGCAAUGUUUCUUCCGUGUCGAGUGAUAUAGGAGAUCAUAAAUCUAUGUAUUCUGGCUUGGAAGAUGAACUUAAUGACACCAAAGGCACAGGAGCAACUUCAGCUAAAUCUAACUCGGAACACAUUCAUCAAGUAGAAGUCGAAAUGGCUAAGAAAACCCUCAAAGAGCUAAAAGAUCUGGAUUUCCAUACCAUCCUAACUUCACAAAGGGGAGAAAAGCUGGAAAAGGUCGUAAAGGUGCUUAUUGCUGAUGCAAAAUCCCAAGGCAGAAUCCCUGGUGACCUAAUCAAUUUACAAGGGCAACUUAAGGUGAUGCAGAAUGAACAUGUUUCAGCCUCCCAGAAUUUGAUCAAGUACAAUAGUUUCUCUACUAGAAAAUCGGAGAUUAUGGCUGAACUUAAGAGGGAUGCUGCUCAAGCUCGUGAGCUAGAGACACUUCAGGGCGAGUUACAAACUGCAAGAAAUGCAAAAGAGGAAUUGGUGAAGCAACUUGAAGAAGUUGAAAAUAUCAUUACGGACUUGGAGAAAGCCCAAGCUGACAAUUUGGCUGAUGCUGAAGAGCUGAUAUCGAGAAUGGGACAGAAAAGCCAGAAACUCGAGGAGAUGAAAAACGAGGAAGGAGCUUGGCAAGUGAGGAGAACUGAGGCCAACAGAAUGCUGGAAAGAGUUGAGGAAGAUUGGGUGAAGAUUAAAACAAUGUUUCUUGCUGACUGACGGUUCAUUUUGGCCUACGCGUCUGUGCAGAAGGCAGUAGGGACUAGGGACCAAUGUUUUCAUGCUUCUGAUGAUAUUAGACCAUUCUUUGUUCCGACUUCUACGUCAUACCUUCAGUUGUACAUAUUGAUAGCAAAGAUAGUAGUACUUUCCAUCAUUGUUCAUUCUAUAAUAUUUUCCUAUACAAGUUUGUCUUUAAAUUCUA
Molecule: messenger RNA, 1666 nt
Organism: Chenopodium quinoa (quinoa)
Lineage: Eukaryota; Viridiplantae; Streptophyta; Magnoliopsida; Caryophyllales; Amaranthaceae
Exons: 2
Coding region: 235-1461 (408 amino acids)
Source: RefSeq, a predicted model, not a curated record